This is a messenger RNA of Dromiciops gliroides (monito del monte), 1942 nucleotides long. It is a transcript of the gene FAM241B, whose product is annotated as family with sequence similarity 241 member B. Gene Ontology annotation, cellular component: intracellular membrane-bounded organelle. Bases 404 to 766 code for a protein of 120 amino acids. The record is from RefSeq and is a predicted model, not a curated record. Lineage: Eukaryota; Metazoa; Chordata; Mammalia; Microbiotheria; Microbiotheriidae. The transcript is spliced from 3 exons.
GUAAGGAGCAGGCCAGGGGAAAUUGAACCCAGACUUUUGGACUCACUUUCCUCAUUAUCUUCCCCUCCUUGAGAAGCUUGGGAGGGCAAACUGUAGAAAGGGGGAUAAUGCUCUUGGGGUCCGGGUGGAUCGUGCAGGUGAGGUCCCCUCCUCCGGCGCCCUAGGCUCACCUUCUGAGUGCGAAGUCCGGCCAGCUGCAAUUUCUCCCAGGGGCCUUAAGAGGGGAAUGCUGAGCUCCUGCGUCUUCUCUCUGUCGCUUCCUGUCAUGCCAGGCUGGAGGAAGUGGGAGGUGGGGCCGGAGUGCUAGAGCCGCCCCUCAGCUGCCGCGAGCCAGGCCGGCCGGCAGUGGACAGCGACCGGCUCGGGAGCUGCAUCCCCACAGGUCCCACCAGCGCCUCUGAAGAUGGUGAGGAUCUUAGCCAAUGGGGACAUUGUACAAGACGAUGACCCUCGAGCCAGGGCCAACACGCCCUUUCGGAACAUUACAUCUCGGCAGAACUUUUUCACCAGAGGAGAAGGCCAAGCUCAUGGGGGCCCUGCCCCAAACAUCCAUCACCUGGGGCCCAGGCCGGGUGCCCAUCGCUCCCCAUUCUCUGAUAUCAACCAGCAGCUGGUGAACCUGGGCUUCCCCCUGUGGCACCUGGGGGACCAGGUGGUGGAGCCGGUGAUGUCCAUUCUUCUUCUGUUCUUGGUCAUGAUGCUGGGAGUUCGGGGGCUCCUGCUGGUGGGCCUUGUCUACAUGGUGUCCCAGCUAAGCCUUCGAUGACCCUGGGGAGGGGAGGGCCAGGGAGGGAAGGGGGGAGCUCCUGGAAGAGGUGUGUGUGUGUGUGUGUGUGUGAGUGUGUGUGUGAGUGAUGUGCUUGAAUAAGUGAAUGAGGGUGACUAGCUGGGAGUGAGGGAUGGCCUCUUACCUUUUGGGAAAAGGGCCCUGAGGAAACCAGGAAGUGUCCACUGCUGUCUCCUGGCUCUGCUUGGCAUCUCUCAGGGGAGGCCUUGCCAUAAGUGGAGACUUUCAGCUUCUAAGGACCCUGUCCCCCUUUUUGUCCAUGUUAGAGGAGAUCAAAAGGUUCUCUCUUAGUUCCUCCUGGAGACUUGACUGAGGCUCCCAAGGAGGGAGGCUGGGAGCUGGGUCUGGAGCCAGUUCUUCACACCCUUCUUGUCUAGCCUUCUUUCCAGCCCUGGGGGUGGGGGUGGGGGGAAUUUCCCCUUUUUCCCUUCUGUCUUCAGCAAUUUCAAGCAGGAGACCCAGCCCACAGUUAGGUCACUCACCAGUGUGAGACCCUGGAUGCGGCACAAGUUCUCCCCAAACUAGACAAAGUUCUUGGAGCUGAUUUUUUCACUCAGACAGGGAAAGGGGUGAGGGGCCCUGCUUCCUGGGGUUGGAAAUGGGGAGGGGCCGAUUCCUAGGGCCAUUUUACCCUCCCCUCUCUGAUGCAGACCCAUAGAACUUUAUAACUCAUUGAAUCUGAAAGGGAGAAGGCUCUUCUCCUGGUAACCCGCUAGGUUUAGUGUACAACAGAAUGAAACCUAUCUGGGAGUUGGGGGUCGUGUCUGUGUGCAUUGUGAGGAGGGGAGGGAGGAUGGCAGGUCUACACUGAAGGUGGCAGUCACUGCCUUGGGACCAAAUGACCCCCUCUUUAAAGGCCUUUUUCUAAGUUUUUUUGGGGGAGGGACAAUGGCAGGUCUAAAAGAGCAGGUCGGGCUAGGUGUUGGGGACCAAACAACUCUGGUACCAGUGUGUGUGAAUGGUUGCAAACCCAACCCUUCUGGGUGAGCCUCAUGGCCAGGGGCUUCACUGGGGCUUGUUCCCAACCUCAGCCCUAGGAUGGGAAGUCUGGACCUGCUGGGGGAGGGGCAGACCGUGGGAGACCCCAGUGACUGGGGUGGAUCAUUGACAUUCCUGGGGUGCUGGUGGGGCUCUCUGUCCAAACAUGACUCCAUU